CUUUGCUUGUUUGCAUUUUGCUCAGGAGACUGCCCAGUUCAUUCUUCGGUACUUGGGUCCUCCCUGCUCCUCAGAGGCCCCGACGACGCAAGACCACCCGACGACCUCCUCCCCCGUCAUCUCCCUGCGUCAGUAAGUGCGGUUGUAACAAGGAAGCAUGGCAUCGCAACGAGAGAGCUCCCUUGAGCUCCGCGUCGGCAAGAAGUUUCGCCUCGGCCGCAAGAUUGGAAGCGGCUCGUUUGGCGACAUCUACCUCGGCACCAACAUGACGUCGGGCGAAGAAGUCGCGAUCAAGCUCGAGUCGGUCAAGAGCAAGCACCCGCAGCUUCUCUACGAAUCCAAGAUCUACAAGAUCCUCAACGGCGGCUUGGGCAUCCCGAACAUCCGCUGGUUUGGCGUCGAAGGCGAGUACAACGUCAUGGUCAUUGACCUCCUCGGCCCGUCGCUCGAGAACCUUUUUGACUAUUGCGGUCGCCGCUUCCAGCUCAAAACCGUGCUCAUGAUUGCGGACCAGCUCCUUUGCCGGCUCGAGUACUGCCACUCGAAGAACUUCAUUCAUCGCGAUGUCAAGCCCGACAACUUUCUCAUUGGGCUCGGGAAGCGUGCGCAAAUCUGCCACGUGAUCGAUUUUGGUCUCGCAAAGAAGUACCGCGACCCCAAGACGCACCAGCACAUCCCGUACCGGGAGAAUAAGAACCUCACGGGCACGGCGCGCUACGUGUCGAUCAACACGCACAUUGGCAUUGAGCAGUCGCGCCGCGACGAUCUCGAGUCGCUUGGCUACGUCUUCAUGUACUUCAUCCGCGGCUCGCUUCCGUGGCAGGGCCUCAAGGCCAACACGAAGAAGCAGAAGUACGAGCGCAUCAUGGAGAAGAAGAUGAACACGCCGAUCGAAGUGCUCUGCAAGGGCUACCCCGCCGAGUUCCGCGCCUACUUUGAGUACACGCGCGCCCUUCGCUUUGACGACAAGCCCGACUAUGCGUACCUCAAGCGCCUCUUCAAGGAGCUCUUCUUUCGCAAGGGCUUCCAGUUUGACGCGAUGUUCGACUGGACGGUCCUCAACUUGCAAAACGGCCGGAGAGAGCGGGACGGCAGCGGCAGCGCCACGGGUGCGCCGCCGCAGCCGGCUACGGGUGCCACGGCUGCGCCACCGACGGGCAACCCCAUCGACUCGCAACAGCGAUCGUCGCGCAUGGAGCCGAUGCGCCAAGACAUGCGCGUCAACUCGGGCCGGCUGUACGUCCGGGAAGACUCGAAGGAUUCGGCCGAGCUCCAGCAAAUGCAGCAGAUGCAGCAGAUGCAACAAAUGCAGCAGAUGCAGCAGAUGCAGCAGAUGCAACAGCCCGGGUACGCCACCGGCAAUCGUGACGAUAGAUUAUAUGUGGCCCCCCGCGUCGCGUCGAACGGCGAUCUCAGCGACCCGAACAAGCUGCCCAGCCAGCGCCAAAGAUAUUGAUUACAUAGCUUGUCGAAUUUAGGCACUCCACCUCCAUUGCACGUUUUCUCUUAAGAAAAGUAUGAAACAACGACCUUCCUUGUCUUGAUCA
This is a messenger RNA of Saprolegnia diclina VS20, 1547 nucleotides long. Its product is annotated as CK1/CK1/CK1-D protein kinase. The transcript has 5 exons. Gene Ontology annotation, biological process: endocytosis; peptidyl-serine phosphorylation; signal transduction. Lineage: Eukaryota; Oomycota; Saprolegniomycetes; Saprolegniales; Saprolegniaceae. The record is from RefSeq and is a predicted model, not a curated record. Gene Ontology annotation, molecular function: ATP binding; protein serine/threonine kinase activity. Gene Ontology annotation, cellular component: cytoplasm; nucleus. Bases 158 to 1456 code for a protein of 432 amino acids.